Cottoperca gobio is the source of this 2891-nucleotide messenger RNA. RefSeq names its product MYCN proto-oncogene, bHLH transcription factor (gene mycn). Bases 141 to 1547 code for a protein of 468 amino acids. Gene Ontology annotation, biological process: regulation of DNA-templated transcription. The record is from RefSeq and is a predicted model, not a curated record. Gene Ontology annotation, molecular function: protein dimerization activity; DNA-binding transcription factor activity. Lineage: Eukaryota; Metazoa; Chordata; Actinopteri; Perciformes; Bovichtidae. The transcript has 3 exons.
UGUCAGAGGACUGUCUGUGCUCCCUAAGUAGAUGACUGCUACAAAUCUGGUGUCUGUAUUACUGACUGCGAGAUACAACACAAUUUGGUUCACAUAUUAUCAUCCCAAGUCAAGACAAGGUUUUUCGACUGUGGGAUAGAAUGCCGGCGAUCAUAAGUAAAAACUCCGAUUUGGAGUUUGACUCCUUACAACCAUGUUUCUACCCGGAUGAGGACGACUUCUACUUCUGUGGUCCCGACUCUGCGCCACCGGGGGAGGACAUCUGGAAGAAAUUCGAGUUGUUGCCCACUCCGCCCCUCUCUCCGAGCCGAGCCGCGCUACCGGGGGAGCCGGCGGCUGCCUCCCCGGAAGCAGACGCUCUGGGCUUCGGUUUAGGGGACCCGCUGGACUGGGCUUCUGAACUGCUGCUCCUGCCCGAGGACGAUAUCUGGGGGGCGUCCGACGAUGGGGACCUGUUCGGCUCCGCUUUGGAUACUAACCCCAACAACAUAAUUAUCCAGGACUGUAUGUGGAGUGGCUUCUCUGCCAGGGAAAAGCUUGAGCGGGUGGUCACGGAGAAACUCGGCAAGGCUAUUUCCAAUGCCACGGGAGGUGGCAGGAACGUGUGCGUCAAGGCGCCGGAGGUUGUGAGCCGCAGCUCGGUGUCAGAGUGUGUGGACCCCACGAUAGUCUUCCCUUUCCCGGUCAACAAGAAGAACAGCAACAGGGACUCAAUCGGGACCGUAAACACAUCCACAACCCACGGAAACGCUCCUAGUGACUCCGAAGAGGAAGAUGACGAUGACGAAGAAGAAGACGACGAAGACGACGACGAAGAUGACGACGAAGAAGAGGAGGAUGAUGACGACGACGACGACGAGGAAGAUGAGGAGGAGAUUGAUGUCGUUACAGUAGAGAAGAGGCGCUGCACGAUCAACAAGGCCUCACCAUUGACGACGGGCACGGUCACCAUCUCUGUGCAUCCCAAGAGCCACGACGCGAGAGGGUCCGGAGUGGUGAGUCGGUUCGUCAGCAGAGCUCCUCAGGAGCUGAUCCUGAAGAGGAGCUCAGUCCACCAGCAGCAACACAACUACGCAGCCCCCUCACCGUACGCGUCAGACGACGACCCCGUCCCACCUCCAAAGAAGCAAAGGACAUCAGACGCACCUCGACCUCCCACCAGAACCAUCUCCUCAUCCUCCUCAUCUUCCUCCACAUCCUGCAGCUCAGUCAGCAGCAUCUCGGGGUCACGCAGCAAGCGCAGCGCCAGCGGAGACUGCAGCCCGCGUGGCAGCUCCGACUCAGAGGACAGCGAGCGCCGGCGCAACCACAACAUCCUGGAGCGCCAGCGUCGCAACGACCUGCGCUCCAGCUUCCUGACGCUGCGCGACCACGUGCCGGAGCUGGCGCACAACGAGAAGGCAGCUAAGGUGCUGAUCCUGAAGAAGGCCACCGAGUACGUGAGCUCACUGGAGACAGAGGAGAUGAGGCUCCAGAAUGAGAAGGACAGGCUCCAAGCCCGCUGGCAGCAGCUGAUGCGCAGGCUAGAUCAGGGCAGGACUCGCUAACAGACAACCACUAUAACACAGAAACACUCACAUACACCCUGGAAGACCCCCCCCCCACCCCUUUGCCUCAACUCAAUCAGUCUGAAACACAAUUAGAUGCACACACAUAGGCCUAUACACUAAAGCACAAACACAUAGGCCUGCAUAUCUGUUGUACACGUGCACACACAAAUAUCUCAGAGGACGUUUAUCUUAAGAUGCCGACACACACACACACACACACACACGGACACGGACACGGAAGAGAGGGGGGGGGGGGUCGCCGGGGGGAUGCUCGGACUUUCACUGCCGCCACUUUUUUUGCACAUUUGUUGACGUUAAGAAUGUUUAGGGUUUACUUUUUCAAUCCAGUCACAUUGAGGAAAGAUUUUUUUUUUUUUUUUUUAAAGAGAAAAUAAUGAGGAAGGAGAGAGGACACACCUUGUUUUGGUCUCCUUCUCCUCCUGGAUUUUUUUUUUUUUUUAUAUCAUUUGUGUCUUGUUUUUUUUGUACUCACUGUGACACCAGCCUGGAAUCAGGUGAUUCCCCACAGGGAUGGGUGUAAGAGGGCACUUUGCUUGGAGAGUUCACGUACAAGACGCAGCAGUGCACACUUACUUUGCCUUCACCACUGCAAAAACUGAAGAGACUUUGACGACUGAGGCGUUAUGGGUCACAUAAACAAUGCCACUACAGGUUCUCCUUCUCUCACUCCUCUCUCACACUGGUGCUCAAACCAAGUCAGUGGAUGUAUAACUGUGCACCUUGCUAGCCGACACUUUUGUAUAUAACAAUAGUGUACAGACAAAAUAAACUCAGAUCUGCCUUGUUUUGUAAUACAUUUUUGUCCUUGUUUUUUUAUACAUGUCAGGAAGCUGCCAAUAACUAGACUGGAAGUUUAUAUACCUUUAAAAGUACUGUAAGGCCUCGAUUUUUGAGUCAUGAAACUUUGUAAUAUAACAAUAUAUUGUUUUUUUGUUUUUUUCAUCUCUUACUUUGUAUUGCAUUAUAUUACUAAUUCUACACACCUUUAUGCUUUUAGUGUGAACCUGAUACAUACUAAAUUUGAUACUUAUAUUUUCGUAUGAAAAUGAGUUCUCGGUAGAUAUCACUUUAUCUCGUCUUUCUUUCCCUCUUCUAUCUCAAAUAAUUCUUUUGUACAGCAAAUGUGUUUUAUCCUUAUGUACCUGGCCUUUUUCUUUAUUCCUCUCUUGUUUAUAUUUGUAACUAUCGGGUGCAUAGAACUGGGUAAACGGAUAUAAGAUGUUUGUUUUUUUCACUUUUAAAAUGUACAUUUAGUGCUGCAACUCAUAGCACUUUGAAAUACCUCAUUUUGAAAAAUAAAUAGACAUCAUAAAAUCCUCA